Momordica charantia (bitter melon) is the source of this 1551-nucleotide messenger RNA. RefSeq names its product exonuclease V-like protein. The record is from RefSeq and is a predicted model, not a curated record. Gene Ontology annotation, molecular function: single-stranded DNA 5'-3' DNA exonuclease activity. Gene Ontology annotation, cellular component: nucleus. NCBI's taxonomy places the organism in Eukaryota, Viridiplantae, Streptophyta, Magnoliopsida, Cucurbitales, Cucurbitaceae. Gene Ontology annotation, biological process: interstrand cross-link repair.
UGCUUCCGCCUAUUCUCCUGUAUCUUUUGGGGGAAGCUUUUGAAUUCCUAUAACUCAACUACAUGGCGAUUGCAACGGUAACUGCUCCACGAUCACCAAAAAUAAAUUACUCCCCGGAUCGCCCAAAAAUGGCGGAUUCAGGUUCUGGGUUGCCGCCAUUUAACGACGAUGAAAGUACCCACGAAGGCGUCCCAAAUAUCCCUGUUGAGAUUGUGAGCGACGAGGAAAUGGCCCUAAUCGAAGCUGCCUUAGCCGCUGCUCGAUCUUCUAUCUCCAGCUCUUCAAGCUCCGCCAUUAAUUCCUCUUCUUCUUCUAAGAUUCUCUUUAACGCCAGAUCUAUUCAGUCAAUUACCCUCCUAUCAAAGAGGGGGCUUUCUGCUGCCCACCCCGAUAUCGAGGAUUUGUGCAAAACUGCGAGUACCCAGAAGAGGGUAAAAGUCAAUGAAUCGCUUUUGCAUCGUUUUAGGAGGAAGAAGGGCUUUGCCGUCACUGAUUUUACUGGCACGGAAUGGUGUGAAAAACAGAAGGUGUUUUCUCUCCAUUCUGGAUCACGGGAAAAAACCAAAGCUGUGGAAGCAGGUAUUGCUCGCCAUGCAAUGCUUGAAGCAGAGGUUGUUAAGAAAGCCAAAGUUCAGGUGAAGUCAGCUGAAGAUAGAUGGGCUUUGAAGCUUCUUAAUUUCACGUUUGGUGUAAACCAACUACUGUUUGAAGGUUUGACUCGCGAACUGCCUGUAAUGGGCUUGAUAGAAGGUGUAUGGAUGGUUGGUGUGAUUGAUGAGGUCCGGAUGUUAGAGACUGACACUGGAAGAAUGCUGAUGUUAGUAGACACUAAAACUCGUUCGCGGGAUACAGUUCCAGCUGAACCACAACAAAGAAAUGGGAAGCUUCAAUUAAUGUGUUAUAAGUACAUAUUGGACAGUCUAAUUCCUGAUGGCUUCUCUUCCAGACAAUUUUUUGAUUUCUUUUCUUUGAAUCCUUACUCCACCUUGUCUGAGGAAAUUACAGAGAGCAUUACUUCGUUUGGUUUCACUGCAAAGACUCUCGAUGAUGUAAUUAGAUACUACACAAAUUGUUGUAGCAUGCUGCCUUCUACUCACAAUAAACUCUUACUAAGAUAUGAAUCACAAAAGGAUCAGUCUAUUAUUGUUGAAGUUGAAUUUGAAUAUGAUCAUGGUUGGCUCAAGAGUCAACUUGAGACCUCACUCCAGGUCUGGCUUGGACAGCGAGAACCCGAAUGCACUCCUCAAGAAGAGCGUUGGAAAUGUCGAAAUUGUCUAUUCGCUUCCAAGUGUCCUGCAAAUACUAAUGUCGACGCUACCAGCAAGCCCGAGUAAUUCAGCUCGAAAAUAACCCGGGUCUGGUCUCUCCUGCUGACUAACAAGAUUGUCUUCUUCAAGUUUAUGGCUCAUAUUCUGACCCUUCCCCCCUAUCAAUUUGUAUUGAGCAUGUAUUUUACUUAUGGUGCAAAAUUGUACCUGUUAGAAACAGAUGUAUGAAGAAAAAUUUGGAUAACUCUUGGUUGAAUUAGCAAAUUUUAAGAAUUAGUAUUUA